AUGUUACCAAUAGAUCAAGAAAUUCGAUCAAAAAAUGUUAUUGCAAAUCCUGCUCCAUUAGGUUUAAGUGCUUUUGCAAUGUCUACAUUUGUUUUCUCUAUGUUUUCAGUUGUAGACAUAAAAAUACCUCAAGUGGGUCUUGGUUUAGCAUUGUUCUAUGGAGGAUUUAUUCAAUUAUUGGCAGGCAUGUGGGAAAUGAAAAAUGGGAAUACUUUUUGUGCUACAUUAUUAAGCUCUUAUGGUGGUUUUUGGAUUUCUUUUGGAUUUAUCUUUUUGCCAAGCUCUGGUAUAACUGAUGCAUACAAGGAUAACAUGGAAAUGCUUGAUAAUGCCAUUGGCAUUUACCUUAUCGGAUGGACAAUUUGUAAUUGA
Messenger RNA from Entrophospora candida, 372 nucleotides. NCBI's taxonomy places the organism in Eukaryota, Fungi, Glomeromycota, Glomeromycetes, Entrophosporales, Entrophosporaceae. The record is from the annotation of a GenBank genome assembly.